Messenger RNA from Raphanus sativus (radish), 1665 nucleotides. Its product is annotated as probable serine/threonine-protein kinase PBL3. Gene Ontology annotation, biological process: protein phosphorylation. Bases 248 to 1477 code for a protein of 409 amino acids. The transcript is spliced from 5 exons. NCBI's taxonomy places the organism in Eukaryota, Viridiplantae, Streptophyta, Magnoliopsida, Brassicales, Brassicaceae. Gene Ontology annotation, molecular function: protein kinase activity; ATP binding. The record is from RefSeq and is a predicted model, not a curated record.
CAUUCUCUCUAAUUAUAGUUUAUCCAAUUUUAAUUAAAUUUUCUUUGCUUCUCUUAUCUCCCAGCCCAAAUAGCACUCUGGAUCGAUUUGGAAUCCAAACACAUUUCGAUCCCACCAACUCUCAUCUCUACGUUCUUCCUUUCACCGGAGGAAGAACGUCGGUGACGACGACGGUGCGAAAAAAAAAUCGAUCUAUAGCGUUUUACAUUUGUCCAAGGGUUUUAUAUAAUUAGACCAUAGGAUUAACAUGGGGAAUUGCUUUGAAUCUUGCUCAAAGAAGAAUGAUAAUGAGGAUAAAAACGUUGACUCCUCAGUGAACUCGAGACCCUUUUCGUUGAUAAUUUUCCAUGUAAGAAUAUGGCACUGUCAUGGUUCAGAAGGUGAUAGUGAUACUGAAAGAAGCUCGAAUCUGUCGUAUCCAUGGAGUUUAAAACCUCUGAUUACAAGAAAAUUUGAAGCUAGAAGCGCUCUACAUGCUCCUAGCAAAGAAGGAGAAAUAAUCCAUUCCAAACAUUUGAAGUCGUUUACGUUAGAUGAGCUAAAGAAUGCUACAGGAAACUUCUGUCCGGAGAGUCUAAUUGGAGAAGGAGGGUUCGGGUUUGUUUACAAGGGUUGUGUUAAUGGUGGACCAGGAAUCGACCUCGCUGUUGCUGUAAAGAAGCUUAAAACUGAAGGGUUUCAGGGCCACAAGGAGUGGCAGAGGGAAGUGAACUAUCUUGGGAGAUUGCAUCAUCCCAAUCUGGUGAAAUUGAUUGGCUACUCCUUAGAAGAAGAGAACCGUCUUUUGGUCUAUGAGUAUAUGCCUAAUGGAAGCUUAGAAAAUCAUUUGUUUGAAAGAGGUUCCAAUGUGCUUUCUUGGUCACUACGUAUGAAAAUCGCUAUUGGUGCUGCUCGAGGACUAUGUUUUUUGCAUGAUGCCAAGGACCAAGUCAUUUACAGAGACUUCAAAGCAUCAAAUAUCCUUCUCGAUUCAGAAUUCAACGCCAAACUCUCAGACUUUGGAUUGGCCAGAGAAGGUCCAAAAGAUGAUCGUUCACACGUGACAACCGAAGUCAUCGGGACACAAGGUUACGCAGCUCCAGAGUAUCUAGCUACAGGUCAUCUAACUACGAGAUGCGACGUCUACAGCUUCGGUGUUGUCUUGCUAGAGAUUCUCUCAGGACGUAGAGCCAUAGACAAAAACAGAGCUAGAGAAGAAGAAAACCUAGUGGAAUGGGCCAAACCUUACUUGCGAGACAAGCGAAAAGUGUUUAGGAUAAUGGACACUAAGCUUGUGGGUCAAUACCCUCAGAAAGCAGCGUUUAUGAUGUCUUUCUUGGCUUUACAAUGUAUCGGAGAGGUUAAGGUUAGACCAUCGAUGCCUGAGGUUUUGUCUCUUCUUGAGAAAGUACCGAAUCCAAGACAUAGAAAGAGUAGAAGCAAAAGUUUUGUUACCAACUCUUCUCCUGCCUUCAAAACGGUUUCUCAGACACACUAAAAGACAAAGUCCUCAAAACUCCAUUAUAUAUAAUCCGUUAUCCGUGUCAGACACUAUGUAUUGUUUGUUUUGGAUAGUUCUUUUUGGUGGGGUAUAGUUUUUUUUUUUGUUAGCUCACAAAUAGCUUUAUAAUCAAUUCGAGAACAUAAAUAAAAAGAUAGCCAUGAUUUAUAAUAAAUUAUAAUCCA